AUGGCGACACGGCUCCCCAUCUGUCGCUCAUUUCAACCCUUACCCCUUUGCUUUCUACGCCCUUCUUAUUCCCUCUCUACCCCUAAACUUCUCCCAAAAUCACGGCCCUGUCCCCUCUGGUCUUCUUCUCUUUCACUCUGCCUCCAUCUCCGAACUCAUCGAAAGUCAACCUCUCAUCUUUCUCUCUCCGUCCUCUCAUUCUCUGCUUCGCUAUCACCGACGCUUUCGGAGUCUCACAAAAUGUCGACUACGAUCGAAGAUAAUCCUCUUUUGAAGGACUUCGAUUUCCCUCCGUUCGAUNCUCUUUCACUCUGCCUCCAUCUCCGAACUCAUCGAAAGCCAACCUCUCAUCUUUCUCUCUCCGUCCGCUCAUUCUCUGCUUCGCUAUCACCGACGCUUUCGGAGUCUCACAAAAUGUCGACUANUUGGUCUUUUGGCAAUGAACUGGACUUCGAUUUCCCUCCGUUCGAUGCGGUUGAAGCCAAGCAUGUUCAUCCAGGGAUUCGUGGCUUGCUGGAGAAACUUGAGAUUGAAUUGGCUGAAUUGGAGAGAACGGUGAAACCGACCUGGCCGAAGCUGGCGGAGCCGUUGGAGAAGAUUGUAGAUCGAUUGGCGGUUGUUUGGGGGAUGGUUAGUCAUCUCAAGGCCGUCAAAGAUACUCCUGAACUCCGCUCUGCAAUCGAAGAAGUCCAGCCAUUGAAAGUUGAGUUCGAGCUGAAAUUGGGGCAAAGCAAACCGAUAUAUAAUGCAUUUAAAGCUAUAAUGGAAUCUCCUGAUUGGGAGUCAUUGAGUGAUGCUCGUAAGCGGAUCGUUGAUUCUCAAAUAAAGGAGGCCAUCCUUAAUGGUAUCUCCCUUGAAGGUGAAAAGAGGGACCAAUUUAACAAAAUUCAACAGGAUCUGGCAAAACUUAGCCAGAAAUUUGAGGAGAAUGUUUUGGAUGCUACAAAGAAAUUUGAAAAAUUAAUAACAGACAAGAGAGAGAUUGAAGGACUGCCAGCUACUGCUCUUGGAUUAGCUGCACAGACAGCUGUGUCUAAGGGGCAUGAUGAUGCUACUGCCGAAAAUGGGCCAUGGAUAAUUACAUUGGAUGCUCCGAGCUAUAUGGCUGUGAUGCAACAUGCUAGGAACCGAGAUUUGCGUGAGGAAGUUUACCGUGCUUAUGUAACCCGUGCUUCUAGUGGAGAUCUGGAUAACACAGCAAAUAUCGACCAAAUCUUGAAGCUGAAAUUGGAAAAGGCUAAGCUUCUUGGCUACAAUAACUACGCUGAGGUAAGCAUGGCAACCAAGAUGGCCACUGUUGAUAAAGCAGAAGAGCUACUUGAGAAGCUUCGCAGUGCUUCCUGGAAUGCUGCUGUUCAAGAUAUGGAAGACGUCAAACACUUCUCUAAAGCUCAAGGUGCUCCAGAAGCUGAUGAUUUGAGCCAUUGGGACAUCACUUUCUGGAGCGAGAGGCUUCGUGAAUCUAAGUAUGAUAUAAACGAGCUGGCGGAGCCGUUGGAGAAGAUUGUAGAUCGAUUGGCGGUUGUUUGGGGGAUGGUUAGUCAUCUCAAGGCCGUCAAAGAUACUCCUGAACUCCGCUCUGCAAUCGAAGAAGUCCAGCCAUUGAAAGUUGAGUUCGAGCUGAAAUUGGGGCAAAGCAAACCGAUAUAUAAUGCAUUUAAAGCUAUAAUGGAAUCUCCUGAUUGGGAGUCAUUGAGUGAUGCUCGUAAGCGGAUCGUUGAUUCUCAAAUAAAGGAGGCCAUCCUUAAUGGUAUCUCCCUUGAAGGUGAAAAGAGGGACCAAUUUAACAAAAUUCAACAGGAUCUGGCAAAACUUAGCCAGAAAUUUGAGGAGAAUGUUUUGGAUGCUACAAAGAAAUUUGAAAAAUUAAUAACAGACAAGAGAGAGAUUGAAGGACUGCCAGCUACUGCUCUUGGAUUAGCUGCACAGACAGCUGUGUCUAAGGGGCAUGAUGAUGCUACUGCCGAAAAUGGGCCAUGGAUAAUUACAUUGGAUGCUCCGAGCUAUAUGGCUGUGAUGCAACAUGCUAGGAACCGAGAUUUGCGUGAGGAAGUUUACCGUGCUUAUAUAACCCGUGCUUCUAGUGGAGAUCUGGAUAACACAGCAAAUAUUGACCAAAUCUUGAAGCUGAAAUUGGAAAAGGCUAAGCUUCUUGGCUACAAUAACUACGCUGAGGUAAGCAUGGCAACCAAGAUGGCCACUGUUGAUAAAGCAGAAGAGCUACUUGAGAAGCUUCGCAGUGCUUCCUGGAAUGCUGCUGUUCAAGAUAUGGAAGACGUCAAACACUUCUCUAAAGCUCAAGGUGCUCCAGAAGCUGAUGAUUUGAGCCAUUGGGACAUCACUUUCUGGAGCGAGAGGCUUCGUGAAUCUAAGUAUGAUAUAAACGAGGAAGCACUACGGCCCUAUUUUUCAUUGCCAAAAGUUAUGGAUGGCCUCUUCAACCUGGCGAAGAUGCUCUUUGGGAUUGAUAUUGAAGCAGCUGAUGGUUUAGCUCCAGUUUGGAACAAUGAUGUCAGAUUUUACCGUGUCAAGGAUUCGUCUGGCAGUCCUAUUGCAUAUUUCUAUUUUGAUCCAUAUUCUCGUCCAUCUGAAAAACGUGAAGGUGCAUGGAUGGAUGAGGUACUUGCUAGAAGCCGUGUAUUGUCACGUGAUGGUGUCUCCAUUAGGCUGCCUGUUGCCCACAUGGUGUGCAAUCAAAUGCCACCUGUGGGGGACAAGCCAAGCCUUAUGACAUUUCGUGAGGUUGAGACCGUCUUUCAUGAAUUUGGUCAUGCACUUCAGCAUAUGCUAACCAAGCAGGAUGAAGGUCUGGUUGCUGGUAUACGGGGCAUAGAGUGGGAUGCUGUUGAGUUACCGUCUCAAUUCAUGGAAAAUUGGUGUUACCAUAGGGAUACCUUGAUGGGCAUUGCAAAGCACUAUGAAACUGGAGAGAGUCUUCCCGAAGAAAUAUAUCUGAAGCUCCUUGCAGCUAGAACUUUUCGUGCGGGCACCUUAAGUCUUCGUCAGAUAAGAUUUGCUAGUGUUGAUCUUCAGUUGCAUUCCAAGUACAUCCCUGGUGGGUCAGAAUCCAUUUACGAUGUCGAUCAAAGGGUCAGCGAAAGGACACAAAUUAUCCCUCCACUUCCGGAGGAUAGAUUCCUUUGCAGUUUUGGCCAUAUCUUUGCAGGUGGAUAUGCAGCUGGAUACUACAGUUACAAGUGGGCAGAGGUUUUGUCUGCGGAUGCUUUCUCAGCUUUCGAGGACGCCGGAUUGAAUGAUGACAAGGCUGUAAAAGAGACCGGGCACAGGUUCCGAGAGACUAUACUGGCCCUUGGAGGUGGAAAAGCACCACUAGAGGUUUUUGUGGAAUUCCGGGGGCGGGAACCUUCUCCCGAGGCACUGCUCAGGCACAAUGGCCUGUUGCCAGUCACGGCCUCUGCAUGA
This is a messenger RNA of Ilex paraguariensis (yerba mate), 3423 nucleotides long. The record is from the annotation of a GenBank genome assembly. Lineage: Eukaryota; Viridiplantae; Streptophyta; Magnoliopsida; Aquifoliales; Aquifoliaceae.